UCCCUCGGCCAGCGAGCAAUUCUACACCUACCCUAAAGGGCCUUUCCACCCAGUCCUUCCUCCUCCUCCCCCUCCCCCCGCACGCACGUGUGGUUUAGGGGAAGGGAGACGGGGAGAGAGACGGGGAGAGAGACGGAGAGAUAGAGGGAGGGAGAUAGAGAGCGAGAGGCCUACGGCGAGGCUCUGUAGCCGGGUUACCGGGCCUCAUAACCAUGACUAUCAGGGCCGGCUGUGUGACCUAUACAAUCGUCCCUUUCUUCGCUAUCCGGUUGAUACCUCCCUAAUCUUCCUACCCUACCCUCCCUACCUAUUCCCUCCCCCUUCUCGCCCCCUUUCCUUCCAGACAUCAUAUAUCAGGUAGUGAAAAAAAGGCCAUCGUGCGCGCGAACGUCACCCUACGACGACGACGACUACAGUAUGACGAAACAGUGGAAUGUUUACGAGGCCACGAUCCGGUCUCUCUAUGCGGAGAAUACGCUAUCGGAUGUGCGUCGGAUCAUGAGCGAAAAGCACGGGUUCAAUGCCUCAAUCCGCGCGUACCGAGGCCGACUGCUGCGCUGGAACGUGCGCAAGUACAACUGCCGCAAGGGUAGCGUGUCGUCGAGCGCGACGACGGCGACGGGCAGCGGCGGCGGUAGUAGCGGCGCCCGAUACGGCUCGGACCCGGCGUCGCCGUCGCCCACCGCGGCGGCGCCCAUGCUGCUCCCCGCGGAGUUCGCGGCGAUCGCGGCGAUGCCUCCGACGUACCCGCCGUUCCCGCCCCCGCCCCCGGCCCGUCGCCACCCGCAGCGGCGGCCGCCGCACGCGUACGCCGACGGCGGCGCGCAGCGGUACGUCGCGCCGGGCCGCGCCCCGCGCAGAGGCGGCCCAGCGCCGCCCGGCCGCCUAGCCCCCCCGCCCGCGCGGGAGACGCGGGACAGCCGCGGUGCCGACCGCGGCGCGCCCCGCAGCAGCAGCGACAGCGACAGCGCCGGCGCCGGCGGGGCGUUCCUCUUCGGGGCGCCGCCGCCGCUGCCCGCGACGUCCGACCCGGACUGCGCGCCCGCGCCGACGCCCGCGCCGCCGUAUCUGGGCUACCCGCCCGCGCCGCCACCCUACCUCGGCUACGAGAUGGCGGCCCACGCCCACGCCCACACACACGGCCAGCAGCAGCACUACCCCGACGCCCGGUACUACCGCGCGCCGCCGCAAGACGACCAGGCGGCGGCCGCGGCGCGAGGAGGCCUCGCGCACCUGCUCCCGGCUGCCGGACCGGGGCUAGGGCGCGGAUGA
This is a messenger RNA of Durotheca rogersii, 1272 nucleotides long. RefSeq lists its product as uncharacterized. The record is from RefSeq and is a predicted model, not a curated record. The coding region runs from base 418 to 1272 and encodes 284 amino acids. The transcript has 2 exons. NCBI's taxonomy places the organism in Eukaryota, Fungi, Ascomycota, Sordariomycetes, Xylariales, Xylariaceae.